AGGAUGGAGGAAACAGAACUCUUAAAGGAGCGACUUCAAGCUAUUACGAAUAAGAAAAAAAUCCAAGAGGAAAUUGCCCACAAACGGCUUGAAAUUGACAGAGAGAAACUGAAGCUUCAGCAUGUUAAGAAAAGGUCCAUGAGAGAUCUGUGGCUCAUGGAUGGGAUGAACAGCAAUAAUCCACAGGAAACACAAAAAGCUCUUGAAGAUGCCCAACAAACGAAACACCUCAAGAGUAAUAUAUAUCGGAUAGAGAAAGAGAUUGAAGCGUUGGAGAGAGAGGAAAUGAACAUCUCAACAAAUGAGGGGCUGAUUCUAAAGAGGCUAAAAGCCAUUGAAAAAUCUCCAGAGGACAUCAUUAAGGCAGUGAAUGCAGAUUUCAUAUCAGACCCGAUAUAUAUACAUUCAACAAUUCCAAAUAUGCUAAAGCCCAGCACAACUGUAUUAAAUCAGAGGAAGAAACAAGACCUGGAAACUGAAGCAAAAAAGGAUCAAGCCAAACCUGCUUUGUUUGCCAUGGAAAUUAAUGUUCAGAAGGACUUGCGCACAGGUGAAAGCCAAGUGCUGUCCACCUCCGCCAUUUCUCCCCAAGAACUCCAGCAGAGAGGCAUCAAAGUCUACGACGAUGGCCGGAAGUCAGUCUAUGCCUUACGCACGGACGGUGACCAGCCUGGUGCGAACGGAGUGGAUGAACUCAGUCCCGUGGAGGUUGAGGAGCUGCUGAGACAGGCCUCUGAGAAAAAGAAGAGGUCCAAUCAGGUUCAAAUGGACCCUUCUUAUCCCUACAACAUCUCCCAUGAACCACAAUUAGACCCCAACAACAUAGAGAGCCACAAACCCAACGGACACCAAGAUCCCUACAGCAUCGACUUAUCUGCAUGGCCUGAGCUUGUGUACAAUGAUGGUAUUCGCGAUCCGGAGGACGUGGGUCAUAGACUUCCACUCCUUCCAAUGCCUGAUUAUAAUGACAGACCAGACGAAUACUAUCAAAACGACAAUGGGAACAACUACAGCCGUGAGUUAUAUAGAGGGGAAAGACACGCGCAUGGACAAUAUCACAACCGAAGAAAGAGCAACCGGGGAACACAGCAUUUGGAUUGUGAUAUCAGAAACCACAGCCUGUGCUCGGCCUACUCUGAGGACUCCAAAGUGAGCACAUUGAAUGCCAUGCCAUCGGAUGAGCCCGUCACCAUGAUCUUCAUGGGCUACCAGAAUGCCGAAGAUGACAGCCAGAGCUAUGAGGGCUCAGUUCGGGCAGAGCUGGUGAUCGUUGGAGACGGUGAAGAUGACGCAAGCAAGAGCUUCCACCCUCAUCAGAGGUCCAACGUCAACAACGCCUUUUCCUACUCUGCCGGAUGGAGAGGCAAAAGAGAGGGCAUAGAGGACCCGUCAACUACAGGUACCCGUAAGAUUAAAAAAGUCAAAGAGAGACACAAGCACUGCUGUGUGCUGAUGUAGUUGCACUAACACUCUAUCAGCUCUUCUAUGAUGCAGCUUCUCACCAGACUGGCUUUCCUCACUCUGCAUGCUGGACACUGCUGUGGUUUUCAGUUUUUCAGUGUCUUAAACUGUCAUUCAUGUUGUCAUUUGGUUAUGUUGUCUGACAGGGUUUGUA
Messenger RNA from Rhinichthys klamathensis goyatoka, 1615 nucleotides. It is a transcript of the gene palmda, whose product is annotated as palmdelphin a. Gene Ontology annotation, biological process: regulation of cell shape. Gene Ontology annotation, cellular component: cytoplasm; membrane. Lineage: Eukaryota; Metazoa; Chordata; Actinopteri; Cypriniformes; Leuciscidae. The record is from RefSeq and is a predicted model, not a curated record. Bases 4 to 1458 code for a protein of 484 amino acids. The transcript has 7 exons.